Colletotrichum phormii is the source of this 663-nucleotide messenger RNA. RefSeq lists its product as uncharacterized. The annotation marks the transcript as partial. NCBI's taxonomy places the organism in Eukaryota, Fungi, Ascomycota, Sordariomycetes, Glomerellales, Glomerellaceae. The transcript has a single exon. The record is from RefSeq and is a predicted model, not a curated record.
AUAUGUACCGACAAGUCGCAGACGUGCCGGUACAGCUUGCCCAAAGGCACGUCGGUGGAGAUCAGCCGAAAUGCCCCGACCACUGAGCGAUUCAAGACGGCCGCAUCGGAGGGCAUUAUCCACCGAUUCAAUUCAACGACACAAACAUACAUAUCCGUUUUCGACGUCCUGUGGGUCAGGAAAAGCAAGCGAGAGACGAAAAGUGUUGCUCAGGAAUGCGCCCUGUGGUUCUGCAUGAAGAGCUUCGACUUCAAUAUCACCGAGGGCCACCUUAAGCAAAAUAUCACCUGUCGUUGGCCCACGACGCGGUUUGAACUGAGCAACAGCGCGCACGGGGACGAAUACGUAUUUGUCGAUAUCCCAAAACCCAUGCACACUGCACCAGAAUCAAGAUACAGCGUCUCCAAAAAAGCAUUGGUUGCGCUGCGGAGGUUCGUAGACCCGCUUGUCGAGACAACGUACGAGAAGCAGAACACGACCAUCAACUUUUCGUCAGUUUGGGCCGAAGGGAUCUACAACGCGAGAGAAAAACUGCCGGAAUGGAUUGACCGAUUUAGCAUCAGUCUGACGAAUGAGGUACGACUCCACGGCGAAGUUCGGGGCAAGGACCGACAUCGAUAUACCGGACGUGCGUAUGUGGAGGUUCAGGUCAUUGUCGUAGAC